This is a messenger RNA of Symbiodinium natans, 1767 nucleotides long. The record is from the annotation of a GenBank genome assembly. Lineage: Eukaryota; Dinophyceae; Suessiales; Symbiodiniaceae.
AUGUACACCAUGCCGCUGCCGACGUUGCUGCAGCUUUCCGAGAUGAGCCCCCACGAGGAGCUGCAGGCCGACGGCAAGCUUGUCGUGUUUGCAUCGCACAUGGGAAAGGCGGCCUUUGUUUCACACCAGUGGCGUGAUCGCGAACAUCCCGAUCCGGAGUGCGUUCAGCUACGUGUGCUGCAGCAGGCCUUCAACUACAUGCUUGAAUCCGCGCGGGAAAUUCCAGUCGACCUUGGCACGGAAGGUCUCGUUCCCGGAGCAAAGUCCAUGUCAACCGCAGCGCUCAGAACGAGUUCUGUGUUCAUCUGGUAUGACUACUUCUCUUGCCCACAGCUUGACCACGAGGUGGGCUUGCUUUCGCAGGACGGCACUGUCACUAAAUGCCAGAGCGAACUUGACAAAGCUGUCAGCAGCAUUCCUGCUUACAUCGCGAGGUGCUCCUUCUUUUUCGCUCUUUGCCCUGUCGUCGAGAAUUCCAGUCUCUCCAAGCUCCUCACGCCCGGUACUUGGGCUUCCCGUGGAUGGUGUAGGGCUGAGCGGACAUUUAGGGAGCUAUCCGAUGAUGCAUCUUGGAUCAUGAUCAAAAGCGCCACAGAAGUUGAGAUGGUGAUCUCGCCGGUGUUGACCCUUGGUGGUUCACCGGGCCAUGGAGAGUUUACUGACGCUGCAGAUAGACCGAAGUUAGCAACAGCCCUUGUGAAAACAAUUCGGCGCAAGCUGCUGCAGCAGCUGAAGCAUGGGGACUUGGUAAGCUACCGCGUUCUGCGCAACUUGCACACCGUUCAUUUGCGCGGACUCCCUGCCGAGCCUGUGCGUGAUCUCAUCCCGGACUUUGCUCCGUGCUGCACCUGUCGGUCUCCUGUACCCUUGUUUUUGCAUGAGAUGGGUUUCGAGAAGAUAUCUGACGUGGACGUCAAAGGCUGGUCGCCUUUGCACUAUGCUGCGCUUGGUGGGGACCCAGAGUUGAUCAUGGGCUUGCUGGAGCAACGUGCCGAUCCGCAGAGUCUCACAAAAGGCAGCCAGCCGCAAGUGGAGAUGCCGCCAUUUGUGUCAGCCCUGGCUAUCGCCAUCUCCCUGAAGCACCACCAGGCCGCGCGGCUUCUGCUUGAAGCUGGAGCCCAAGUUGGUGCCGGCGUCGUUACACCGCCCAUGUGCUUUGCCGCCAUGGUGAAUAGCCCAGAAGGCAUCCGCAUGCUGUGCAGUGCCGGCGGCAGUCUCGAUACGACAAACCUUUUCGGCUUUUCUACUUUCGAGCUGGCUGCUGCAUAUGGUGCAGUGGAGGCUCUGGAGGAAAUUCUCCUUCAAGCCAAUCACCGAGCGUGCGCUCCCAAUCUGUCGCGAGCCCUCUACUCUGCCAUGGUCUUCCGAGGCGGCAGCGCCGAGCUGGUCUGGCGCCUCAUUGGGCUUCAAGCAGACGUGAACUAUCAAUGGAAACAGCGCCACAUGUCACUUUGGGGCAUGUACACUGCCUUCAAGUCGCUGCAGUAUAGGUGUGGCAAGAAGACAACAUCCACAAGGGUCUUCUCAGAACUUGCCGGCUCGACCCCCUUAAUGGCAGCAAUCAAGUCAGGGCAGUACGAAGGAGCUGCGGCUCUCAUCACUGCUGGUGCGCGGCUGGACAUUCGAAACUGCCAUAACCGCACAGCGGCCGAUUGGGCACAGGAGUACCCAGUGCCAGCGUUUCUGCAUGAGGCCCUGGAAGGGGACCCAUCAGAAUGCCAACGGAUUUGUUCGCUAGCCCUUGAAAACAGUCUACUCGAGAUGUGA